Molecule: messenger RNA, 709 nt
Organism: Solanum dulcamara
Lineage: Eukaryota; Viridiplantae; Streptophyta; Magnoliopsida; Solanales; Solanaceae
Product: 14 kDa proline-rich protein DC2.15-like
Exons: 1
Coding region: 68-490 (140 amino acids)
Source: RefSeq, a predicted model, not a curated record
ACAACAUUUUUCACUACUAAAUAGCCACAUUCAAUUGUUGAGAGUGCUAAUUAUUAAGUUUGAAAAAAUGGCUAAGUUUGGUGCAUACUCAAUUGCCCUUGUUCUCACAUUGAACAUUCUUUUCUUCACUAUGGUUAGUUCCACUAAUGUCCCAUGCCCACCACCCCCACACCCCAAACCCCACCCUACCCCUACCCCCUCUACCCCAUCAACCCCAUCAUCAAAGGGUAAGUGUCCAAAGGACACACUAAAGCUAAAAGCUUGUGCCAAUUUGUUGGGUGACUUAGUACACCUUGUUAUUGGAAGUAGCCCAGCCAAGACUAAAUGUUGCUCUUUAAUUGAAGGACUUGCUGACCUUGAUGCUGCUGUUUGCCUUUGCACUGCCCUUAAAGCAAAUGUGUUGGGAAUUAACCUAAAUGUUCCCCUUUCCCUCAGCUUGUUGCUCAACAACUGUGGAAAAUAUGCACCCAAGAACUUCCAAUGUGCAUAAGCCAUUGGUUUUUUCAUUUCCUACAUAAUUCAGAAUUUUUCCUUCAGUGGUUUGUUAUGUUGAUUGUUUAUGGUUGCUUAUUUGUCAGGAAUAAAUAUUUUUUUAUUAUAAUUGGGUAAGAAAUUAAAGUAGCUAGGCAUUGUUGCCUUGUUUUCAAUCCCUUGUAUCCAUUUUGAAUUUGUAAUAAAUUUGACAUCUACAAGUGAAAUGUUAUGGUUA